This is a messenger RNA of Caretta caretta (loggerhead turtle), 1014 nucleotides long. It is a transcript of the gene NEUROG3, whose product is annotated as neurogenin 3. The record is from RefSeq and is a predicted model, not a curated record. Gene Ontology annotation, molecular function: E-box binding; DNA-binding transcription factor activity, RNA polymerase II-specific; protein dimerization activity. NCBI's taxonomy places the organism in Eukaryota, Metazoa, Chordata, Testudines, Cheloniidae. Gene Ontology annotation, biological process: axon development; positive regulation of transcription by RNA polymerase II; sensory organ development. Gene Ontology annotation, cellular component: nucleus.
AUGAAGAACACCAAGAACCACCAACCUGGAUUGACAGGGCAAGGCAAAGGCAAAGAAGAUAUACAUAGAACAUUGUCAUUUUUCUCAACAUAUUUUUUCUUCCUGGAAACUCAAUUUCUUGCCGGUAUAUAUAGGAGCUCAAAGGCGGUCGUGUGCCUGACGCAAAGCCUUCACUCUGCUGCACUUGAGAGGAGGCUGCUCCGCAUCCCCAAGGGGUCAGAAGGGGGAACCAAUUUGGCUGGGCUCUUGCAACAGUGCAACUCCCACAGCGCCAGCUUCACCCCCGGGGGAUCCAGGAUGUCUCCCAAGACCGAUUGCUCUCCUGGUGCCCAGGUGAACAGCGAGGGGGAUCAGUACUAUGGUGUGUCUGACGAUGAAGGCUCCGCUUCCUCCCUUGGCACUGGCAGCCUGCCUUCCUCUCCCAACCCUUCCCUGACUCGGCUGCAGGCAGGAGGCUGCCCUGCAGACGAGGGGCCCGGGAGAGCCCCCCCUCCGGAGUGCCCGCAGAAGAAACAGAAGGCCAGAAGGGGACGCACAAAAGCCAAAAGCGAAGUGGUGCUGACGAAGCAGAAGAGGAACCGCAGGAUGAAAGCCAACGACAGGGAGAGGAACCGCAUGCACAACCUCAACUCCGCCCUGGAUGCUCUUCGCAGCGUCCUCCCCACCUUCCCCGACGACGCCAAGCUCACCAAGAUUGAGACGCUGAGGUUUGCCCAUAACUACAUCUGGGCACUGACCGAAACCCUGCGGAUGGCCGACCACAGCCUCCUGAGCGUGGGGCAGCAGGAGCUGGCCAGGGAGCCUUUCCGGCAGCCCCCUAGCACCGCUUGCCUGCUGGAGCUGACCAGUCCCGGCAGCAUCUCGCCUUGUGAAUGGGACUCGCUGUACUCUCCAGUCUCCCAGGCUGGCAGCCUGAGCCCCACUGACUCCCUGGAGGAAGGGCGCUCUUACCAGGCUGCGGACACCGCGGCCUGCCCCAGGCACAGCCCUCAUGCCUUCCCAGAGUUUGUCUGA